AACGCGUGCAGCACGGUCGGUAUUUUUAGCAAAAAGAUAUUUUCCUUUUCUGUCAGUUUCCAAAUUAUUUAUUUUCUCUCGCUCCCGUAUUUUGGCAACUCUUCAAGUCUGUGACGGUAGAUAUUUUAAAUUUAAAUGACAUUUCCUCGAUGAAAGUUUUCAUGAGUUGUCUUUUUCUUCUGAUUUAACGGUGAUCUAAGCGAUAACAAAUAAAAAAAGAAAUAAGAGAUAUGAUGCAAAAACAUUGCCUUUUCCAGUGGCUGAGUGGUUUUUUUUGUACUGCAUUUGUGUAGGAUAAUUUUCCCGGUUCGUUAUGUUUAUUUAUUCUAAACGUGACGUGCUGAAGUGGGUAAUGAGAAAGAUGAAACGAAAGAAAAAAACAUGAAUCCGGUUAUUGAAAGCAAUUUUCGGUAUAGGCGUAGGAGUCGCCAUAGAUUACUGUUAUGGGACAACGCUGCACGAAACGUUUUGAAUGAAAGGGUGAUUGAUGGAGGCGAUACUCGCAGACGGUUUUUGUUCAGCGGAGGUUGGACGCUGGUUGCAACUGUCUUCUAUUUUCAUGAGUUCACCAACAUGCAUAAAAGUACUAAGACCGGUCUUAUUGGUCUGGCUAUAUUGAUAUGUCUUAUUGCUAUAAUUUUGAUUGCUAAUUUGGUGAGCAUUUCACCAAAGGAAGAACAGCCUGUCUGUAUAAAAUUAGAUGGAGGUAAUACAUGCCACUCUAAAGAUCCAAAUCCUUAUAGGUACUAUGGGACUAAAACGCCAUAUCGCAUAGCUACACAAAAUAAUAAUGAAUCAGAUAUUCCAUUGGAAGGAUGCACACCUAUAGUAUUUUAUAUGCUCAGUCGUCAUGCAACAAGGUAUCCUGAUGAGGAAUAUAUUGUUGAUUUAAUUAAGUUGUUGCCUGCUUUGAAAAAGAAUAUAACUGAAUCCUUUUUAGCUGGCAAAACAAAACUUUGUAUAGAAGACAUGGAAAAAAUUGAGAAAUUUGAACUAAAUAUGAAAAAAGAAGAUGACAACAGAAUAAGUGAUACUGGAGCAGUUGAAGCUGAAAAUCUAGGUCGUCGUUUGAAGCGAAAGUUUUCUUCAAUUUUAGAUGAUAAUUAUUCUCCUGAAAAAUUUUUAAUAGAAUACACCAGUAGAGAGAGGACAAAAGUCACUGCUGAAAAUUUUGCAAAAGGAUUGUUUGGUGAUGACUAUAAGAAUAUUGAUUUUGAAGGAAAAGUUAAUGAUGGCCUUUUAAAUUUUCAUAAGACUUGUAAAAAAUUGAGAAAAAAAUGUGAUGAUCCAAGUUAUGAUGUUAAAGAAAUUGACAGCUUUCAGAAUGGAGUAUUAAUGAAGAAUGUAGUUAAAAGUGUAUCAGAAAGAAUUGGAGUUCCUGUUACCAAAGAUGAUAUAAAACUACUAUAUAUAACUUGUGUUUUUGGAUAUGCACUAAAUAACAGUGAUGCUUGGUGUUCUGUAUUUUCAAAAGACGAUCUGAGAGUCCUGGAAUUCAAUGAUGAUAUUGAUGAUUAUUAUAAAGAUGCAUAUGGAAACGAUGUUAAUUAUAAACAGGCUUGUCCUAUUGCAAGAUAUAUUUUUAAUUUGUUCAAGUCUGGUGAAAAUUCAAAUGAUACUAAGGUUGUGCUGCACUUUUCCCAUGCAGGAGCAAUAAAAAAGGUGUAUGCAAUGUUUGGACUGUUCCGAGAUGAACUUCCACUCACUGCUGAUGCCUUUUGUUCAGAACAAACCAGGAAGUGGCGUUCCAGUCUCAUUGCACCAUUUAAUACCAACAUUGAACUAGUUUUGUAUCAAUGUGGAGAAGAAUAUAAAGUGGCAACUUUUCAUAAUGAGAAGCCAGUGAAAGUGAAUGGGUGUGACGAUGAAUUUUGUUCUUUCAACAAAUUUUCUGCAACUUAUGAGCCAAUGUCCAAAGCUUGUAAUGUCAGUAAAAUCUGUUGCACUUGUUGCAAAGAAUAAUUUGUAAUUUUAGAAAGUUUAAAAGUAUCAAAUGCUACGCACAAAACUGUAUCUGAACAUGCUGAUUUUUGAUGUAAUUGGUUAGUAGCCUUUUAUGACUAUUGAUUAAUUUCUAUGUCAUUGUUAUGAAUUUUUAAAAUAAUUUAUUAAGAAUUAAUUUUUGUUAAGACUACUUAAAACAAAGCUUAAUUUGUGCUGAUUUUUGAAUCAGUUGUUCAUGUACACUGCUGGAAAAAUUGAAUUUAAAAACUUUUAUAAUGUUAUUGUACAUAGUAAACUUAAAAAUAGACUACAAAAUUUAUUACUGUUUA
Messenger RNA from Argiope bruennichi, 2273 nucleotides. Its product is annotated as multiple inositol polyphosphate phosphatase 1-like. Gene Ontology annotation, molecular function: acid phosphatase activity; inositol phosphate phosphatase activity. The record is from RefSeq and is a predicted model, not a curated record. The transcript has 9 exons. Bases 382 to 1962 code for a protein of 526 amino acids. Lineage: Eukaryota; Metazoa; Arthropoda; Arachnida; Araneae; Araneidae.